CUCCAAAGUCACAGUCAAAAAGUCGCCAAGAUGGAAAACGACAAGGGUGAACUCGUCGACCUUUACGUCCCCCGCAAGUGCAGCGCCACCAACCGCAUCAUCAAGGCCAAGGACCACGCAUCUGUCCAGAUCUCCAUCGGCAAGGUUGACGAGAACGGCCGAUACACAGGCGAGAGCCAAGUCUACGCCCUUUGCGGCUUUGUACGAGCAAUGGGCGAGAGCGACGAUUCCCUGAACCGAUUGGCGCAGCGAGAUGGUCUGUUGAAGAAUGUCUGGAGCGGAAGCAGUCAACGAUAAAUGCAUAUUGCGGUGGUGUCUUCGGGUACGGCUCACGCGAAAGAUCUGGGGAGCCUCUGCUAAUCAGGGUCGCAGAUUUGCUGUUAUGGGCAGGGCUGGCUGGGAAAGAUGAGAACAAAUCUGGUGGAGAGCAAUGGCCUGGUUUGGUGUUAAGCUGAGAUAGCCACUCUUCGCAUGUGAUUAUGAAUCGACAACCUUUUC
Messenger RNA from Amorphotheca resinae ATCC 22711, 498 nucleotides. RefSeq lists its product as hypothetical. Gene Ontology annotation, biological process: endonucleolytic cleavage in ITS1 to separate SSU-rRNA from 5.8S rRNA and LSU-rRNA from tricistronic rRNA transcript (SSU-rRNA, 5.8S rRNA, LSU-rRNA); endonucleolytic cleavage to generate mature 3'-end of SSU-rRNA from (SSU-rRNA, 5.8S rRNA, LSU-rRNA); translation. The transcript has 2 exons. NCBI's taxonomy places the organism in Eukaryota, Fungi, Ascomycota, Leotiomycetes, Helotiales, Amorphothecaceae. Gene Ontology annotation, molecular function: structural constituent of ribosome. Gene Ontology annotation, cellular component: cytosolic small ribosomal subunit; ribosome. The coding region runs from base 31 to 297 and encodes 88 amino acids. The record is from RefSeq and is a predicted model, not a curated record.